UCAAACGCAUCACGCCUUCGGAGUAGCUGGCUCGUCAGCUCCAGUUUACUGCAACAGGAUUAAGGCGCACAGAACAGGGAGCGACUUCCAAGAAACGAAAGCAGCCCGUCCGUUCCAAGGCUGAGUCAAGGGCUGGGGGACUAAUCUGGACUCGGAGCGCCUCGCAGUCCGCAGUGAUUGGCUCCGGCGCGCCGUCCUCCAACACUCCCGGGCCAACCGUCGAGGCGGACGUUGGGUCCGGAUGGAAACGAGCUGAGUCGCGCUUGGAGGCGGGAUCGCGUCAUGGCUUCCUAUUUCGACGAGCACGACUGCGAGCCGGGCUCGGGCCCCCCGGAGACGCUGCACCGCCGAGCGCUGCUGGAGCUGGCUAGGUCUCUCUUCCACGGCCUGGAGUUCGAUCUGGGCUCCCUGGAGGGCGGCGACUGGGCCCACCGGCUGCCUCCCCCGGCUUCCAGGCGUGUCGUCCAGAGCCUCCCUGCGCUGCGAGUGACGGCGCUGCAGGCAGGUGCAGGGCUGAAGUGUCCGGUGUGCCUGCUUGAAUUUGAGGAGGAUGAGGUGGUCAGGAAGAUGCCCUGUGAGCACUUCUUUCACACAGACUGUAUCCUUCCCUGGCUUGGAAAGACCAACUCCUGCCCCCUCUGUCGCUAUGAAUUGCCUACCGAUGAUGAGACAUACGAGGAAUUCAAACAGGACAAGAUGCGGAGGGAGCAGCAGGCACACCGACUGGAGUACCUUCAUGGGGCGAUGUACACAUGACAUAUACUUUACUCUUGAGCCUUCCGUCCUCUCACCUAGUACUGGAGGAUUACCUGCAAUCUCUUCCACGGCUAGCAGGGACCAAGAUGCCUUGGCGGCACAGUAUGCCUCCCAUAUCUUGCCAAGGUUUGUUGUACAAAAAUAUUGCCUUCUUCCAGGAAUAAAUUCCUCUCUGCUUAUCAAAUU
This is a messenger RNA of Eublepharis macularius, 942 nucleotides long. It is a transcript of the gene RNF181, whose product is annotated as ring finger protein 181. Gene Ontology annotation, biological process: protein ubiquitination. The transcript is spliced from 5 exons. The coding region runs from base 283 to 756 and encodes 157 amino acids. NCBI's taxonomy places the organism in Eukaryota, Metazoa, Chordata, Lepidosauria, Squamata, Eublepharidae. Gene Ontology annotation, molecular function: ubiquitin protein ligase activity. The record is from RefSeq and is a predicted model, not a curated record. Gene Ontology annotation, cellular component: cytoplasm.